This is a messenger RNA of Lingula anatina, 2613 nucleotides long. RefSeq names its product protein DD3-3. NCBI's taxonomy places the organism in Eukaryota, Metazoa, Brachiopoda, Lingulata, Lingulida, Lingulidae. The record is from RefSeq and is a predicted model, not a curated record.
ACGUGCAGACUCGGCCUGAGCCUUAAAUGUAGUCGAUCUAAUCACCCUGGUGGCUUUUGUUACAUUAUACGCACCGACUAGAGGACCUCGACGACUGUGUUUCAAGAGAGGAAAAAAAUUAUCAGGACUUGGAAAAUGCUGAAGUUAGCGUGCUGCCUCCUCGCAGUCGCGUGUGUCAGUGCUGAUAUUUACAUGCACAACCCGCGUGGUUCGAACAACAGACUAAACGAGCGGUCGGCCAACAGAGCAAACGGAAACAGGGCUUUUGAUUCACAGAACAACAAUAGAGGUGGCUACAAUGUUGGGGAUGCUACGGAUGAGGCUGCACAAAACGAAGCACAGCAAUACCAAAUGAAAUUUUUCCAAAGCGGUGCUAAUGCAGCUAGCCACCUGGCCGUGGAAUGGACCAAUCAGCACGGCUGUGGUGGAAACGAGGACGAUGACCCCCACAAGGUCAACUGUAACAUCGUUAUACAGUACAUGUGUCAGCCGGCUGAAUUUGAAGGCAAUGCAAAGGACAGACUUCGCGACGGAUUGAACACGAACAGACAGGACUAUGCCAGGCCAAGGAGUAACUUGGAGUCCCGCUCGGCUUUCCAGAGCCGUAAGAAUAACAAUGUCAAAGACAACCGCGUACUUUUUGAGACCUUUGAUUGGUAUGACAAAUGCUUUGUCAGGGAGAGAAAUAAGGGUCUUUUUACCGCCGAUCAGAACCUCCGCACCAACAACGGCUUGGGUGUCAGCAGCGCCAUCUAUACAAGACAGAACAGAAAUGGCGACAGGCGUGGCUACGAGUGCCCCGAGGAGAGAGAUUACUAUCCAUACUGGCACCCCACUCCGUGGAAGGAUAUCGCCAUCUUGGCCGAAAACGCAACAAUUUGCAGUCACUACACCAAGAAAAGCUUUAAUGUACAGCACUAUGGCGAGUGCGUUGAAUACUAUGACGAUACGCAAACUGUGAGAAGGCACUCCUCCAAAUAUAAUUCCCAUUGCCUUUGCGAGACCGUUCCCGGCAAUCGUUGGGUCGAUUUCUACAAUUAUUUGGAAAAAGCUCCACAGUACGAUACUGAGACCAAAUGUAUUGAUGCCCGACUCAAGGACAAUAUUGAAUACAUUUGGCAGAUUCCUUACGACUCUGUGGACGCCCAAAGUAAAGAAUGCCUUGUUCCACUUCCCGAACCAGAAUGUAUGGAAGCUCCUUGGACUAGAGUUAACCAUAAUGGAAACACCCGAGACGGCGUUGCAAGCAACUAUACUUGGACUCUUCCAUAUUUCCCAUCCGGGUCGGACCAGCGUUGUAUUCUUCGAGUCAGAUAUAACAUUUCGACCGAUGACUACGAUCCUUACAACACAGAUCAUACCUCCAAUAGGAAGGUGGUCGGAGGAACCAUUGUAAGGGAGUCCCCUAUCACCGGCAACCCCACUGUGGACAUCGGCGCCGGUCUUUCCCCGCUCCGCCUCAAUAUCAACACCGCCCAGUUCGGCAGGACAUUCCAGGACCGUUCACACGUGUUCCAUCUGAAACCGCGACCCACUGAGCUCGCGGACAAGACCAUUUACAAUCUGAACGUGCGUGGGAAGAGAGGCAACAUCGUCCAGACCUAUCCAGCAGUGGAGUACGAUUUUAUCCCCAACGAUCUUACCCUUAAGGCGAACGAUGUGGUCCAUCUGCAAUGGACAGGUUCCAACACGCACAACAAUGGCAACCCAGCAGGUGAUGGGCAGGCGGGUGACGCUGGUCAGGGACAAGGCGGAACCGACAGGCACAACUUUGUUCAGAUUCUGGAUCGUAACCACAACUUCCCGGCGCCAUUCGAGGCCACCAGUAUGUGGGACAACACAGAGGUGGUGUGGGCGUAUUCAGCAGGUCUGGUCGGCAAAAACCCACUGAAUACCGCCCUCAAUGUGGCCACUUCCGGCUAUUAUGAGUGCUCAACAGAGUGCAGCGAGUCCGUGGGUAGUAAGGAUAAUCUUCAGGCGCAGCUCAACAACGCUGCUGCCUCGUUCGAGGGCCUUGUUCUGAAGAUGAGUCCCGGAAAGUACCAUUACAUGAGCACCAGGAACAACGCCUUCACCAACAGGAGCCAGAAGGGGACCAUCACCGUAGUUGCGGCAUAAACAACGGCUGCGAAACUUAAUAAGAACAGCCUUCGUGACUUUACUUAUGUGAUGCUCUUUCUUUUAAAUUACGUGUUUAGCAUAAAUACCGACAAAUACAGAAUAAGGCACCAUUUUUUUGCUGCAUCAGCAUUUGUAUCUCCGAUUAUACUGUUCUCACUUGUUAAAAAAGCUCGUCUCGAAUUCAGACAAUAACAGUAGUUGGCUUUCUAUUCGGUCGACCUGUAUUUCAUUAUCUUGCGCACUGUAUUUGAAAAAGAAUCAUUUUCAAGCAAUAUCCGUAGCCUUGUUGCAAGUUUCCUGUAAUUGGUGUACUUAGUGUUAUCACAUUCAGUUCUGGUGUUGUUGGAUUUUGCUAUCAAUUACAAGUAUUGAAGUUUUUAUCACAUUCCAUAAAACGCGAAACGUAGCAAAAUGCGUGUGAAAUGGUAGCUUUUAAUCUGUUUGGUUUUAUUAGUAUUUGUGGCGAAAUUGGAAUAAACUCUAUCGGAUUUA